This is a messenger RNA of Chelonia mydas (Green sea turtle), 4285 nucleotides long. RefSeq names its product N-terminal asparagine amidase (gene NTAN1). Gene Ontology annotation, molecular function: protein-N-terminal asparagine amidohydrolase activity. The record is from RefSeq and is a predicted model, not a curated record. NCBI's taxonomy places the organism in Eukaryota, Metazoa, Chordata, Testudines, Cheloniidae. Gene Ontology annotation, cellular component: nucleus. The transcript is spliced from 10 exons. Gene Ontology annotation, biological process: ubiquitin-dependent protein catabolic process. Bases 2562 to 3494 code for a protein of 310 amino acids.
AUAAGACUUUUUUCCAAAACAUAGUGCCAGUUUUUCCUUCUGGCUAACGUUGGCAUAUCUUGUAUGUGAUCUGGGGAUUUGCAUGCGCGAUUUUUUAAAAAAUUUUUUAUUCGCUCUAGAAAAAGAUUUGCUUUGUAUCUAGAUCCAUGUUUUGGGACAUCUUGAAAAUUGUAAUGUUAAAAAAUGAGCACGUAUUCAGUUGUCCUAGCUCAGGGGUGGCCAACCUGUGGCUCUGGAGCCACAUGCAGCUCCUUGUAUAGGCACCGACUCCAGGGCUGGAGCUACGGAUGCCAACUUUCCAAUGUGUUGGGGGGUGCUCACUGCUCAACCCCUGGCUCUGUCACAGGCCCUGCCCCCACUCCACCCCACCUCCACCCCCUCCCCUGAGCCUGCCAUGCCCUCGCUCCUCCCUCUUCUCCUCCGAGCUUCCUGCACACCAUGAAACAGCUGAUCAGGAGGUGCGGGGAGGGAGGUGUAGGCGCUGAUCGGCGGAACUGCUGGUGGGCAGGGAGUGGGGAGCUGAUGGAGGACUGCUGACGUAUUACUGUGGCUCUUUGACAAUGUAUAUUGGUAAAUUCUGGUUCCUUCUCAGGCUCAGGUUGGUCACCCCAUCCUAGCUAGUAAAACAAUCAACACCAGACCUUUCAGGUUGUUAGAGAUCUUCUGUGUAAGCAAUAUUUUAACAAGGGGCUCCCACAAUGUUUGUGUCUUAGUCUGUGACAAAUCCCCUGAUUUGAGCUAUGUAUGAUCACAAAGAAAAUGGACACUGCAUUCUCUUUGCUUCUUUUUCCCAUUUUAAGCAAAAGUGCUUUUAUAACCAUAACAAAAGGAGGCAACAACACUUAGCUAACAAGCUUGUUAAGCUGCACUUUGCUAGAAGUCAAGUAUCAGAGGGUAGCCGUGUUAGUCUGUAUCCACAAAAACAACAAGGAAUCCGGUAGCACCUUAAAGACUAACAGAUUUAUUUGGGCAUAAGCUUUCAUGGGUAAAAAACCAUUUCUUCAGUUGCACCUGAAGAAGUGGUUUUUUACCCACGAAAGCUUAUGCCCAAAUCUGUUAGUCUUUAAGGUGCUACUGGACUCCUCGUUUUUGCUAGAAGUGUUUAUACUUUGCUGGGCAAAAUUAUAGUGAGAAUACAGCUGGCUGGAAAAUGAAAGGGGGAGUCUAGUUUUUCUCCCAGCAUCUUUAAAUUUUCCAUUCAGGUCUAACUAGCAAUAUAUAUAGUCCAGUGCUUAUCAUGUGCCAUAUGACUUUUCUGUGUGUGUCUUUUGAGAAGGAGGUCAGUUUUGGGGAUAUGUAUCUCUGGGAAAUUAAUUUAAAAAUACAUUACAUUUAGUGGAGUCAAAAGCAAAAAAUGCCUCUAAGAAAAAUAUUUUUAUGAGAGCUAGUUAUAAGUAAUCUCUGCCAGAGAUUUGUAGUAGUAUCCAGAGAGGGCUGAUUUCAUCCCAACAUUUCCUUCACUUCAAUUUGCUGAUGACCAUUUGAGGGACCCUUCCAGUGCAACUCAUAUUUUAGUAAUUAAGUCUGAUUCCGCUGGCUUUUGUGAGGAGAGAAAAAGCAGAUUUGUUUAAGAGUUAAAUGAAAUAAUGCGAUAUAUGUCAAACCACAGUAUCACUUCCCAGCAGGUACAAGGUCUGACUUGGGCCAUGGGAAGUGAGGGUUGUGAUGUGAGUGCUGCAGAUACCAAGCCAGUGCAUAGGAAGUGGGGGCUGAUUGAAAGUACCGAGUUUUAAAUAAAUAUUUCUGAAUGUGCCCCAAGCAAUUAAUUAUUUCCUGCUUUUAAGGUAUGAUACUCUUAAUUUGACAUGAUGUGCUAAAUUUUCAGCAUGGAUCUAAUUACCCACAAAAUGUGUGGAUGUGAGGAGAGAAAAUCUGUAUGUUCGAGUAUAUCUUACUGCCGCCUCUUAUCUAAAGACAGGAUUUUUACAUGUACCAAUGGCUGGGACAACACGUUCAGUGGGCCUCUUUUUGCUGGCCUGCUGAAAAUUUGGUCUGAUGAGUAUUUGUGCCCUGUUUGUGUAAUUGAUGGUACUCUUCAUGAGAACUAAAGCCUAUUGUCGUGGGGAGAUUCCAUGAUGGGUCAUUAUAUGCUGCCUGCCUAAAAUCUCCCCUGUAGUUUCCAUUAGAGAUAGUUUAGUUUAUUUUAAAUACAGCCCUUCUGGAGUUCAGUAGUCCCUGUCCUGGAGGUGGAAAUUCAGACAGAUCUAUUGCACUUGUCCUGGCUGUGAAUCACACAUUUCUUCAAUCCUUUCUGGGAUUGCAAGUUUCAUUUUAAGAGGGGAGAGCACUUAUGCUGCUCGCUUGGGAGUGGGGGUGAGGUGGUCUAACGUGCAUCAGUAUCUUUUUCUUUCCUCGCCCUUAGCUGAAGUCAGGUUUGCAGGCUCCUGCAGCAGACACUCCAGGCUGUUUGCACGGAACUAUUCAACUCCAAACCAGGCUUCCCCAUCCGGACUACAUCUCCCAGAACCCCUUGCGAUGUCAACCCAUGCAGCCUCCCCUCCCAGCUGGCUGCUAUCGGAAGUAGUCCGCCCAGCAGCCUCAGGAAGAGGCGCUCCACAGAGAUGCCUCUGCUGAUUAACGGGGAGCGGAUCGACCUGGCCCAGCCCCCGGGGGAGGUGGUCCGCACCUACCCGCACCUGGAGGAGAAAACAAGAGUUCUAAGAGGCCAACCAGCUCAAACAGUGGGACCCAAAGGACUUCUGUAUAUCCAACAAAGAGAGUUUGCAGUGACCACCCCUAAAGAUGGUUCCGUGUCCAUUCUUGGGUCUGAUGAUGCAACUACCUGCCACCUGGUGGUGCUCAGACAUACAGGGAGUGGGGCUACCUGCUUGACACACUGUGAUGGAUCAAACACGCAAGCCGAGGUGUCGCUGAUUAUGAGUGCAGUAAAAUCGUUCUCUAAUGACACAGAAUGUGGAAGGCUGGAAGUUCACCUAGUCGGAGGUUUCAAUGAUGAUAGGCAGUUAUCACAAAAACUUACUAAUCAGCUUCUUAGAGCAUUUGAUCUCCAGCAAGAUGAUGUCCAUAUAGUGACCUUCUGUGUGACAGAAUUAAAUGAUAGGGAGGAAAAGGACAAUCAUUUUCCAGUCAUUUAUGGAAUAGCUGUGAAUGUUAAAACAGCAGAGAUUUUCCAUGCAACUUUUCCAGAUAAGGGACCAGAUGAAGAUUUGCGUUCAGCCCAUAUGUUAACAGGAGCACCAAUGACUAAUAUUUAUGAUGCAAAGACAGAGCAACUUCACAUUGGACCUUACUUCUGGAUGCCUUUCCCACAUGUGGACUUCUGGUUGAACCAGGAUGAUAAACAGAUAUUACAGAAUCUUUCCACAUCGCCUCUGGCUGAACCACCCCACUUUGUUUCCCACCUUAGAUCCACACUGAUGUUUUUAAAAGAGCAUCCCUUUCCUGCUGACUCCCUGUUUCCUAACAGGAAACCUCGACUUUAUAAAAAGACUGAAGAAGGCUUAUGGGAGAGAGUCCAUUUUGAAACGAUUUAACAUUGAGGUAAACACUGAAGGAUGUGUUUUGGAAAAGCACAGCCUUGCCACAAGUGUGGCCACUUUGUUGCAAAAAGCAUUUUUCUGAAUCCAUGUUGGUCACAUCCCCUGCUGUCCCUGACAUCAGACUAGCAUUGUUUAAUGCUUUUCAAAAUAAUAUUUUGUCAGAGGUGCAUUUGUUUGCACUGUUACUCACCUAAGGGAGUGAAUGUUUACUACUAAAGUCCAGUAUUUUCUUGUUUUCAGAUGGUCCUUAAAAUUGUGCCCCCCUUUUUUACUUUUGGUGCUAAUCGGUUGUAUAUUAAUGCCUUGUGCAAAAUUUGCCUAAAGAGAGAUUUAAUAUGCACUUGCCCUUUCAAGAGUGCUUUUCUGAGUUGGGACUAAGUAUCCCCUGAAAUACAAUUUAAAGUACAACAUGUAUACAAACAUAUUCAUUGGUAAGUGGGUUUCUUUGAGAGAGAUUUCUUCUAGACACCCAACCAUUAAGUCCUUGAAUGAAUAGAUUAAAAAAAAUUUUUUUUUUGGUGACAUAGGUGAGAUUUUUCACUAGUUGGAUGGGGGCUUUUCUACACUGAAAGAUGUAAUCAUUAACCCUGUAGGAAUGAUUGCUUAGCAUAAGCCUUGAAAGCAUAUUUGUUAAACAGUGCCAUUUUACCACUGUGGUUAGAGUAAUAUUGUACAGCUCUCCAAUUCUAAAAAUGUCUAGAAUAAUAAAUCUUUAUAUUUACUAAUAAAGAAACUGGAGAUGUCACUCUUCUAUUAAAACAAACAUUAAACUCAACUUUUCACCA